AUGACGUUUCGCGAAGCCUACGAACGCACCGGUCGCAUCCUCAACGUCUCGUGCGUUCCCGCCGACCCGCACUCGCCAACGAUCCUCUGCAACUAUCUCACGAGCCCCGACUGCGUCAUUUGGUCUGCGGUUCUGGCUUCGGCCGCCGUUCCCGGUAUUCUCAACCCUGUUGUACUGUUGAUGAAGCAGCGCGACGGCACGCUGGCGCCAUACUCGUUCGGCCACAAGUGGAAGGAUGGCAGUCUGCGCACCGAUAUCCCCAUCAAGGCGCUGAACCUCCAUUUCAACGUCAAUUUCACCGUCGUUUCGCAGGUCAACCCGCACAUCAAUCUCUUCUUCUUCUCCUCGCGCGGCUCCGUGGGCCACCCUGUCACGCACCGCAAGGGCAAGGGCUGGCGUGGCGGGUACGUCAUGUCGGCCGUCGAGCACUACCUCAAGCUUGACAUGACCAAGUGGCUCAAGUUCAUCCGCCACGCCGAGCUGUUGCCCCGACCGCUGGGACAGGACUGGUCGCAGCUGUUUCUGCAGCAGUUUAGUGGCACGAUCACUAUCUGGCCCAAGUCGGUGCCUAGCGAUUUCUAUCACAUCCUGUCGGACCCGGAUCCACCGCGGCUUGCAAGGAUGCUGCACGAGGGGCAGCAGCGCGGGUUCCCGAUUCUGAAGUUCAUGGGCAACAGGCUCAAGGUUGAGCGGAUGAUCGAGCAGGGGCGAAAAGAGACGAGACCGUGGGCUCGCCGCGGCAGCAUCGAGACUAUUAUCAGCGAGGACGACAUGCGAAGUUUGAUGGUGACGGGGAACACAGAUAUUGAAGACGAGUCGACGGAUGACGAGGGCAAGCUGACGACCUCGUUGGAUAACGAGAACGCCAUUAUCGAUGGUGAUGAGGAAGGAGACGAUUUCGAGAAGCGGGAUUGA
This is a messenger RNA of Verticillium alfalfae VaMs.102, 915 nucleotides long. Its product is annotated as lipase. The transcript has a single exon. The coding region runs from base 1 to 915 and encodes 304 amino acids. Gene Ontology annotation, biological process: lipid metabolic process. The record is from RefSeq and is a predicted model, not a curated record. NCBI's taxonomy places the organism in Eukaryota, Fungi, Ascomycota, Sordariomycetes, Glomerellales, Plectosphaerellaceae.